This is a messenger RNA of Fraxinus pennsylvanica, 945 nucleotides long. The record is from the annotation of a GenBank genome assembly. Lineage: Eukaryota; Viridiplantae; Streptophyta; Magnoliopsida; Lamiales; Oleaceae.
AUGGAGGAUUGGGGUUUGCAGGCUGUAGUUAGAGGUUCUAGCGGUGAUUUUACCAAUAUUAUCAAUACAGAUAUUUUUCAGCAAUCCUUUUUCGGGUUCUCGAGCCAUCAGAAAUUUGAUAAUGAGUUCGUUUACGAUUUUCCUGAAAUUUUCGAAGCUGUUAAUGUUUCUGGUGAUGAACUAGAAGAGCUUUACAAGCCAUUUUAUCCGACCGUGGCAAAUUCUGUUCCUGCACAAACUGUUCUUCAAUUUGAAGAAGAAAGUCCUGCAGAAAGUACUGUAAAUCAAGAAAAGCAGGCUCAAAGUUUUCCUUCUGAUCAGACUAGUGAUUCUACUACUAGGGCUAUUGCUUAUAAACCAAGAUACAAGAGAAGGAAGAAUGAGCAUAAAAGAGUUGUUGUUCAAGUUUCUGCUGAGGGUCUUUCUUCUGAUGUCUGGGCUUGGCGCAAAUAUGGCCAAAAACCUAUUAAGGGUUCUCCCUAUCCAAGAAGCUACUACAGAUGUAGCAGCUCAAAAGGAUGUCUGGCAAGAAAACAAGUUGAGCAAAGCUGUACAGAUCCUGGAAUGUUUAUCAUAACCUACACCGCAGAACAUAACCACAGCCAGCCAACUCGAAGAAAUUCUUUAGCCGGUACCAUCCGUCAGAAAUUUCCAGCAUCCAGAAGCCCAAAUAGAAUCAAUAUCAAGCAGGAAAGAACUGAAGAUUCCAUUUCUGGUUCAAAAAUUCCUUCUCUAUUCAUGUCUACAGAAACCCUUUUGCCUUCACCAAUGGAAGAAGAUUUUCUCCAGGCAAAAUGCAAUCAAGAGGGAAAAGAAGAUGAUAAGUUGAUAUUCAGUGAUGAUUUCUUCUCCGGGUUAGAAGAGUUUGAUGUAUUUAAUUCAGAUAUAUUGCCUAUCAGCUGCCAUAGUUCAGCACAACAAUUUCCUGUGAGUUCUUGUAGCUAA